AUGGGUAUUAAUCAGUCAAAGAAUCUUCACGCCAUUACCGACUUUGACAAGCAACACAUUCCGACGUUAGAUGGCCAGGUACCCGAGCAGAAACAGGACCUCCCCAGUCCCUCACCCAACAUCACCACAAAGGAGGAGUUCUUUAAACUUCCCAUGUACAAAGAUAUCGAUGACUAUAUCUUAGGGGCGCCAUCUAAGCUCUUAGUGGGAACAUUUGAUGACGUCAUCCAAUUCUUUAAAUAUCGGGACUAUUGGAACCACAUGGCCUUGACCCGGGCCAUAUUUCUUUGGGUGGUGCAUCAGGACAUUUAUAGCCUUAAGUCAACUGAUGAACCUCCCCCUAACUCCCCUUUGGAGUACUUCAUUAGCAUGCAGACCAGCCAAGGUGGAUAUGCCCACCUCAUCUGGGGACUUUGCAAUAUGCUGGGCGUGCCGUGUGUUAUCAUUAAUGGAAUGACAAAGAGUGCCGCGUAUGAAGUGGGAGGCAAAGUAAACAGAGAAAAUAUGGGGGCCCAGUGGAACGCCGUGUACCUUAAAGACGAAUGGCGAUUCAUCGACGCAUUUUGGGCUUCUGCAUGUGUGGUAGGUAAAAAGUCCAAAGAAUGGAAAUUGGUGGACGCAGAAGGGAAAUACGUGGACGAGGACGAGGAAGACGAAGGCGCGUACCAGCACGUGGAAAACGAGGUCAACGAGUUCUACUUCUUCACGGACCCUCAGAAGUUCAUCUGGACUCACUACCCAGACGAAGAAGAGUGGCAGUGCUUAGAUACCCCCAUCUCUUUGACGGAGUUUGAAGAGCAUGUGUAUAUCCGGGAACGUUUCUACUCCAUGGAAAUCAGUCUUCUAGAUGACUUUCAGUAUAAAGAGAUAAUCAUUCCGGAAGAAGGCGAACUUGGUUUGCGUUUUGGAUUCCCGGAAGAGAAAACUGAUACCUACCAGUUCCGUUACGCUAUGUACAGAAAUAAAUCGGACGAGGAGUUCCGGCACCAUCUGAGACUUGAUCGCUUUGUUCUCCUGGAACAUACUAAAGGGAUAUUGAGACUAUCAAUGAGAUUCCCACUCUCUGGUAAAUUUAAACUGGAUGUUUAUGGAACGGAUGACAAAGAAAAUGGAUCAUUUGACCUUAUUUGUUCUCAUAUGAUACAUUGCACAAAUCCGAAGAGAAAUUGUUUGCCCCUACCGGACCAACCUGCCAUCGGAUGGGGUCCUGUAGAGGAGACCAAGGACUCGGGUGUGGUUCCUGUGAGUCACAAGGGUGCCGUCAUAGUAACAGAAGAUGGUAAGAUUGAUGUUAAACUGGGCACCAACAAGAAAAUGGAAAUUCACCAACUUUUGAAGAGUAUAAACUUAGAUGAAGCGACCCUCAGUAAAUACGUUCUUGUAAGGGAAGAAAAUGGGGAACAUUUUAUACACAUUCGGUUACCACAAGGCGGGGAAUAUGCCCUUAAAAUCUACGCGAACGAAGAAGGUAUGCCAGGUGAUGCAGAUAACAUUUUGAAUUAUCUGAUAAGUUGUACUAAUGAAGACAUUCAGAAUAAACCCUUCCCUAAUGUACCAGAUGGAAUACUCGGUAAAAAAGCAAUAGCAGAAAAUAUUGGUGUAAAUGCAAGAAUUCAAAAGGGGCGCUUUAAAACAAAAGACGGGAGGAUUCGACUGGAAUUCGCUGCCAUGAGCUAUGUAGAACUAAUGGUUGAAAUCCACACAACAGAUCCUGUUGCAAUGAAGUAUUUGAAGUCCUACCGACAGACCAUAGAGGAUCGAUGGGCGUUUGAUAUAGAUCUACCUGUCAAGGGGGAAUACUCUAUCAAUGUUUUUGCACGAGAAAAUCCAAAGCGUUCCCGGGUAUACAAUGUACAUUCUUACCUCGUCUUUUCCGAUGGUCAUGCCUAUAGAGACACAAAAGAAGAGUUUGUACCGACAAAGGUUCUCACAGAAACAAUUCAAACAGCUGAUAACGAGGCUCUGAUUCCAAUACCACGUGGUUAUUUAGAUGUCGUCUGUUGCCUCCAGCGACUUCAUGCCAACGAUCCCCCGGAUAAUUCUCAAAUAGAGAUAAUUGAUCAUGAUAACGACAGACUCUUCCUGACAGAGUUGAACGACUACGGCGAGUACAUGAUGAAUUUAUACGAUAAGGAUGAAUUUGGACUGCUGAAUUGCAUCGCUCGCUACCAGCUCAACCGUAAAACAACCACAGAGUUGAUGCAAGACGACCCCAUGGUGAUCAUGGACAGAAUUAAAGAGGAAGUUGAAGAAGAUGAAGAUAGGGAGGAAACGAAAUCCGAAACAAAAGAUCGUAAGAGAACUGGUGCCACUCUAGAUAUGGUGAGAAAGAGGCGCCAUAUAUUGAUGCUUAAACGUCGUGCGAUGGAGCUCGGAGACCGUGAUGCACUGGAACAACUGAUUGUAGCUUACGAGGAAACAAAACCUGCUGACGACGACCCAACUCUGAUGUCUGCCAGAAAACUACUGAGACUACUGAAUGCUAAAGACGAACUGGCAGCUGCUUCACGAACACGCCAUCUAGAAAAACUGAAACGUGCCAUCCGCAAUGCAAAGGAGGCCAACUAUGACGGAAUCCUCAACCUCCAGUUAGUUACAGCAGAGCGCCUGCGCGACAAACUUGCCAGGAUAGAGAAGUUACGUCACAACAUCCUUGUUAUGGAUCAAACAACUGCAGCAGAACUUAGAACCUACACACAUCCGCCAGAGGGCGUGCGACAGUCCAUCAUGGCCGUUUUUGUUUUGUUAGAGUAUCCAAGAAAAGAUGUAAAGGACUGGAAAACAAUUCAGACUAUUUUGUCUAGAUCAGGAAAAGAGUCCAUCAUGCGUCGGGUUGCCAUGUUUGAUCCUAAAUACUGCUUCCUUGACGUGGCUUUGGAAGCAAAGGCGAUUCUCGCGCCAUUCACGCUUGAGGAAAUCCGUGAUGUCAGCAAUGGUGCUGCAGCUUUUUAUAACUGGGCCUCUGGGAUGAUUGCUGAAGUGGAACAAACAGGUGGCGCUAGUCGACCGAUGGAUGAGUGGAUGCAAGUGACCGAGGGUGUCCGAAAUGUAGAACAGACGAUUUCACGCGGACCAGCGUCUGCGCGGACAAGUCGAUCCACGUUACAUCAAACUCCAGAAAAACUCGCGAGAUAUAACACUCAGGACACCAUCAAUAAAACCUACACAGUCAGGUCCCGUAACUCGUGA
Molecule: messenger RNA, 3189 nt
Organism: Saccostrea echinata
Lineage: Eukaryota; Metazoa; Mollusca; Bivalvia; Ostreida; Ostreidae
Exons: 7
Coding region: 1-3189 (1062 amino acids)
Source: RefSeq, a predicted model, not a curated record